Molecule: messenger RNA, 1271 nt
Organism: Vigna radiata var. radiata (mung bean)
Lineage: Eukaryota; Viridiplantae; Streptophyta; Magnoliopsida; Fabales; Fabaceae
Exons: 1
Coding region: 118-786 (222 amino acids)
Source: RefSeq, a predicted model, not a curated record
GCACCACCUUUCUCUAAUUUGUACAUAAAGUGGUGUAAACCCUUGGGUUCUGGUUACCACGCAAAGUUCCAAACACAGACGCGCGUUUUCAACAACAUCAACGAUUCGCCGGAAAAAAUGAUAGACGCAGGAUCCGCGUCCCUUGCCGUCGUCUACUCCGACGGUAACCGCGAGAUCAACGUUGGCACUGUCGUGGUGGACCCCUCGCUCAACUUUAAGAGUCUGCUCUCCCUCCUAAGCCAGAUGAUCGGGAUCUCCCCUCACCAGUUCUCCGUAUACCUCGCCGCCGUCGAGACCGACCGGAAAAUUCCUAUUACCGCCAAGGUCAACCUCGCCGCCGUGCGCCGAGAGGCUACGGGGCACUACUUUUUUGUCAAGCGCUCCAAGCGCGCGAAGAAGGCGUCUGCGAACGCAAAGAAGAAGCCGCCGGAGAAAGUCAUGCUGCUCCGCCGUGCCUCCGCCGGAGAUCCCCCUUUCAAUACGACGUUCGCGCCGCCGAUUCUCGGUCGCGCUGACUACGAGCAAAGAUUGAUGAAUUUUCAGAUGGAGAGAGACUCCUUUCGGAUGAAUAUGAGUGCCGCAAUCAACGGCGUCGCCGUCGGGAGAGAAUCACCAAUAACCGUUCCCGCCUCCGCCGCCAUUUGCGAAGACUGUUUGAAGGCGAAUACGGACGGAAUCGACGCUGCUUUUCACCUGUGCGUGCUCGAUACGGUGACGGUAGGGUUCCGGUCGUUGGCGGGACCAAUUUCCCGGCCGGCGAAAAUUUCCGGUGAAGACGGCGCCUGAUUUCUGUUGGCGGUUCGGUUUUUUGUUUGCCUCCGACCUUAAGUGAAGAAUUGUGCAUAAAAAAAAGGAAGGGAUAAUGAUCACGUGUGGAGGGGUAUACGAUAAGGCAAACGAGGUAUACCUUGAAACUUAAAAGUUGUGCUUCCCAUUUAAUUAAUUAGUUCUUAGGUGACUAUAGGCAUAGAAUAUAGACUAUAUUGCCCAUGAGGGAUUGGGCUUUUAUUUAUUAUGAUGGAUGUGAAGUGUUUUCUGGAGAGAGGGUUGUUUUGGAAAUUUCAUAUUUGUGUUGCUUGUGACACAAUAUGGAAAAGGAUGCAAUGUGGUGCAUUUGCAGGCCUGGUAGUGUGUAGGGCCUUAUCACUUCAGAGAGGUUGAAAUGUUUGCUCAUCAAAUAAAUGCUUCCUCUUCUUUUGGCAUUUCAUAGUGCAUGAAACUUGUACCCCAUAAAAGAGUGAAAAUAGAUAAUUUUUAUGUUAUGCUAGAAA